Messenger RNA from Gilbertella persicaria, 1304 nucleotides. Its product is annotated as SUR7/PalI family-domain-containing protein. The transcript has 2 exons. The coding region runs from base 51 to 1205 and encodes 384 amino acids. Gene Ontology annotation, biological process: fungal-type cell wall organization. Gene Ontology annotation, cellular component: cell cortex of cell tip; plasma membrane. The record is from RefSeq and is a predicted model, not a curated record. Lineage: Eukaryota; Fungi; Mucoromycota; Mucoromycetes; Mucorales; Choanephoraceae.
AGCUACCUUCACAUUUUAUCUUUACUUUUCUUUCUUUACUUUUUAAAACAAUGUGCUUUCCUACGUUUACAACAUUGGGCUCUUUGCUUUUGCUUUUCAGCUUUAUUUUGGAGUUGUUUAUCAUUAUAGCCCAACUUUCUAAUCGGCAAUUUCUUAAUAUUAUUUAUUUUGUUUCAGCAUGGAAUCAAGAUCGGCAAUAUAAUGUUGCAUUAUGGAAUUACUGUCAAGGUACUCCUGGUGGUGGUAUCCAAAGCUGUGCUUCCCCUAGACCUGCUUUCAAUUGGGCACAAACACCAGAAAUUUCCACUAUAGCCACUUAUCAAGCCAACAGUACACUUGUCAAUGGUCUUUUCUUGGGUAUGUUUAUCUUGUUUUUUAUCGGUAUGGGCCUCAGCUUCAUAUUCUGGUUGAUGAGUAUUCCUAUUUGCUGUAUGAAACGUCGUGCAUGGGGUUAUUCCAUGUCAACCCUUGUAUUUAUCAACUUCUUGGUCAUGUUGGCUGCACUUAUUUUGGCACUUGUCUUAGUCUUGGGCGGUAUCAAGAGCUUUACAGGCGGAACUAGUCCUUGGAAUGCUCAAGCAGGAAAUGCACUUUGGAUCACUAUCGGUGCUGUUGUAUCUUUGUUCUUGGCUUUCCUUUGUUAUUCUAGUGGAAGCUGUUGUGGUGGAAGCAAGAGAAGCAGACGAGAUAACCACUACAAUGAUGCUGAAGCUGGACACCGCCGCCGUCGUGCUGGCUGCUGUGGUUGUGGUCGUGGCCGAAGAAAGAAUAAGGCCAAGAUUGAGCCUGAAUACAAGAACAACUAUAUUCCCGGUACAACUCAACCUAUGUAUGCUCAUUCUCCCAUGUUCCAGAACAACCAUACUCCUCAAAACCAGGCUAGCACAUUGCAACAGCCCUAUGUAAUGGAUCAACAACGUACUGGCACGAGUGGGAUCAAUAACAAUGUUCAAAGACAAGAUUACGAUCCUAACUAUACUGGCAGUCAGCCAUACAAUUCUAACUUGACUAACCAACAAGGUUAUGAUACUCAACAAGGUUACGACACUCAAGGUUAUGACAAGACUACUGGCAUGUCUUAUGAUCCAAAUACCACAACUGGUAUGGGAGAUACAGCUGUUGGUAUCGGGCAACAAAAAUAUGGCCCUAAUGCUGUCAGCAAUGGUUACCAAACACCUACUCUUGAACCUGCCAAUCAACAUUAAUCUUUUACAUUCUAACUUAAUUUUUACACAAUAAACUUUCUUAAUUUUGACACUUUUGUUGCACAUUGUCCUACCAAAAACAGAAGUGGCUAUUUUAUU